This is a messenger RNA of Actinia tenebrosa (Australian red waratah sea anemone), 8963 nucleotides long. RefSeq names its product mediator of RNA polymerase II transcription subunit 13-like. Gene Ontology annotation, molecular function: transcription coactivator activity. Gene Ontology annotation, biological process: positive regulation of transcription by RNA polymerase II. Lineage: Eukaryota; Metazoa; Cnidaria; Anthozoa; Actiniaria; Actiniidae. Gene Ontology annotation, cellular component: mediator complex. The record is from RefSeq and is a predicted model, not a curated record.
CACUUGCUGCCAUCUUAUUUCCCGAUUUUCCUUUGAAGUAAAACGAUUAAGAACAGGAGGCUUUCCUUGUGGAUUUGAGACUGUAAUUUCCCUCCGAUGUUCUAGUAAGUCAUGCUUUUAGCAUGACUACUUCGAGUUGUGUUCCUCAUGGACCCGAACUGGACGAUUGUUGCUCAAACGCAUUCGCAUUGACUGACUUAUGUGGCCUAAAGUGGCGUAAGUACAUUCAUGCUGGCGGCAAGAAUACAGACCCCUCUCGUCCUGGGGAUCCAGUACUGUCUUCCUAUUCCUUGGCACUAGCACAGGACAUCUUGUGUGCAUGGCGUAGUACACCCAGGACUCCAAAGAAGACAAAGGAGAGUUUGUCAGAUGUCAAUGUUGCCAAGGAGUUUUGGGUGUUCUGGUAUGGAGAUGAGCCAAAUUUAGUYGGAAUCGUGUCCUCACAACUAAUAGAAUCAAGCAACGGUUGUUGGGAAGAUGGUCUAACACAUGAGCCAAGGACUUUGCUUUUUAAAGCAUUGCAUAAUUUAUUGGAGAGAUGUUUAUUAUCGAAGAAGUUUGUCCGUCUUGGCCGCUGGUUUGUGAAGAAGAAUGAGAAGAGUGAUACAUUAGGAUGUAACAGUGAACAGUAUCUUUCCUUCUCCUUUUCGUUUUUCGUUCAUGGUGAGAGUACUGUAUGUACGGCAGUUGAAAUACAACAAGGUCCAAAGGUCAGAUCUCUUAUGUUAGAAGACUUGGUACUGGCAUCCACUAGGCCUGAGGGACUUCAAGUACUUCUAAGUCCAUUUGGUCAAAGUGGGUUCAUCACUGGUGAAUCACAGCAUGUUGAUGAUGAAAAGACAACCAGGUUGCUUGAAGAAUGGUCCAAAUUCUAUCCUCUGGACAUUGGUUCUAACUGGAUGGCAGGUGACUCCCAAGGGCCUGACCAGGAAGUUCCUGCUAUGGUCAUGGUUAUUUCCARUGAAGUGAACAUGAUGUACCCCUCRGCUUACGUCAUGGUAKCCUGCAGUGAUGAUGAAGAAGUGUUUGCACCAAGCACUGAUGCAAUGCAGUGUGCCAUUCUUCCUUCAUCUGUUUCAUUAACUCCUCCAUCUUCACCCUCUGAUCCCAUCAACACAGAUGCUUCAAAGACYUCAACAUCUGACAAAAAAUCUGUGUCUGUCAUCACCUCGUCAUCUUGUGUUCCUUCUCAAUCAUUACUGCCCAAAAUUUUACCCAAUCUGGUCAACAAGAAGAAAUUGACACAAGCCCUGGUUCAAGAGGUGUGGAGAGAAAUAACUGCCCCUAAGCCACCUCCAAGUAAAUUAGCAUCAUCUAAACUGGUACCCAGCUUCAUCAAACCAGAAUCAUACACUGCACCAUCUCCAGGUGGUGAAGUGAGUCUGAUUGGACAACCAUUAUGGGAAUUUGAAGAACCUUUUAAGCGCAAUACCUGCGCCUGUACCUCAAGCAGUAACAUCAGCAGACCCAAACCAGCAACACAAGUGCGGACAUCAUUUGGUAUCAGCAGACCCAUUCCUUCACCAAACCAUCCUCUACCGUCACCCCAACAACAGCAACAACAGCAACAGCAACAACCUCAACCACAACAGCAACAAACCACCCAAACAACUAUGAAACUGAAAAAAGAGAAAAAGAAACCRAUCAUUCCAUUUCAUCACCGUCCAUUACUCCAGCAAGAUGUUCCUGAGGCAGUCAAGUGUUAUUUUUCUAUGGCAACUAAAGGCGUUCCAACAGUGAACAGUCUAACAAACAUCAGUCAUAAGAGGCAUUCGGAUUGUGCAGGGACAUAUCUUAACAAAUACAUCUUACCUGCCCAGCCUACUAGUAACAAGCAAAYAAAUAGUCUUGGGGCAUCAGACACUAACUUUCAAAGUAAUAAUAUCAGCAAGAAUGAUAAAUGUGGUCAACUGUUGUCUGAUAAACAUGAACUGAAUGCUAAACCAGAGAGCAGUGCUGCAAGUGCUAGUACAUCUUCACAAGCCUUCUCAAAAUAUACGUGCAAAUUGUCUGCAACAAAAACCCAUAAAAAGACUUAUAUGCUCCCAAGAGAAAGAGCUUUUGUGAUUCCUAGUCUUCCUGGAAAUUCUUUGGACUGUCGACCUACGCCAAGCUUACCUUCUCCUUCAACUCCUUCAAGCAUUCAAACUGUCGUUUCWAGUACAAGUCAACCACUUUGGGAAAGUGGCAUUAAGAGACUCUCACUUGAUGUGGAAAUAGAAUCUGUCCCAUCACCAGCAAAGAAAACUAAAAGAGAACCAUCAGUCAAGAGUGUUGGACCAGGUCGGCCAAGAUCAGAUAGUUUGUCCAGCACUGGAAGGCGUGGACGAAGAAGCAGUUCUUUACAGUCUCCUGCUGUACCUAUAACUCCAAGUGCUUUUCCAGUUAAAACUGAAGAGCCUGAUGUGGAGAUGACAAUGACAAUACCUCCAAUGAAAUCMCCUACUCAAGCGCGCGGCUCCAGGCAGAGAAGAAGAAGUAGCACAAGCAGUGCUGCAAGUCCGUCAGUACCAUCACCUAUGAAUGUUGAGCAACAGAAACCAAGCCGGCCAAGACAAAGGCGACAGAGUAUACGCAAACAACAACAACAAGAGGAAAAGGAAAAACUACUGAAAGAGCAAGAAGAGGAAGAUACAUCAAUGCAAAAAAUCCUUCCUUCGCCACCAACACCACGGCCAAUUCCUAUCAGUAAUUUAAUGACGGAUAAAGACUUGAUGGUAACUGCAAAUGAUCUUGAUCAGCUUUUUGAUCUUGAUGAUGAUGAUGAUACUUUUAACAGCACUAUCAUGAGUGAUAACAAUUGUAACAAUCACAUCGGACAUGGAUCAAUUAAUAAAUCAAUGGACACUUAUAACCCAUCCCAGACGACCGUAACAACUGGAGUAGUAGCAUCUCAAGACCUUGCACGGAUGUAUCCUACUCCACCCUCWCUUGAACCUGUUGCACACUCCCCUCCUUGUUCUGGAAGUGAUUACAUCAGCCCAGGAAGUGUUAAGACCAUGGCCUGUAGCAUGGCUAUGUCUCCAGAAACUCACCUGAUUGGACUGACAGUGGGAGUGGAUGCGGAGCAUAAACACUUGUUUAGCCCAAAGGAACUAGGUCAAGUGUUUGAGAUUCCAGACAUUGAAGAUUUUCCAAUGACGUCUUCCUUUGGUCCAGUGACUGGUCUUCCUAGCGAAAGGAAACCACUGCCCAAAUCACUUGAAAAACUGGUUAACCAAGCCAAAUGGCAGAUGUCUCAAGAUACCGACUCUAGCAACUCAACAUCUCAAAAUGACAAAAGAAACAUAAACGAUACUGAAGUAAUGCAGACUGAAUCUACUUUAAUCGUGCCUUCACCAGCGAUCGGUGGUUGCCAUGGUGAUAUAGCUAGCGUCAGUAGCGAUCCAAGACAAUAUACCACACUAUCUCCACUCUCGCCAGCUUCAUCUAUUUCAUCCUUCACGACCUCGGCUCAAUUAUCCAAGCACAUUCCUGGAAGAAUAACCAAGAUUCCUUCAAAGUUACUUGCAACCUCUCUCCAGCAGACCAGUGCUCUUAGCAAAACUCUCACUCUUUCUGACUCUCAACUCAACUAUUUUAGCGAUAAGAACUUUGAUAAUGUGAACCUUUGCGUGUGUACAGUCCAGAUUUUAUCAAAGCCUGACCCCAAGGGUCUAAAACACAGAACGUUAUCGGACAAACGACUGGACUCUAAUCGAUGUACGUGUGGCUUUUUAUCUCUUGAACAGCAUAAAUUUGGUAAAGGACAGGGACUUUUUCCUGAAGAUGAAUUUUGGGUUUCUCAGGCCAGUAAAGCUAAAGCUGUUACUGCAACAGGACAACCGUCUAUAGAAGUAAAACGAGAUGAAUCGAUGCCUCAACAAGAUCCGUUGUUUGGAAGUUUGGUUGAAAUUGUUGUGGACCAGUGUUCAUCUCCUUUCUCUUGUUCAACAAUGAAAGACCAAAUGGUUCAUGUCGUCAAACAAACAGGGGAUGGUGCAGCAAGUGAUAAUGCAAUAACUAACAAAGGUCACGAAUCUAAAAACACUGCUAACGUCGCUUCAACUGUAGCUGUCUCAGCUCUUCACGGUUUGCGUCAAAUUCUCCAAGAAGCUUUGCAGAAGUCUACCAGUCGAAAAACAUGGGAACAACCCAAUGGCACCAUGGUACAAGGACCGUUGUCAUGGAAACAGCUCCAUCAUAUAGCUGUCAAAGGCGCAGAGGAAAGCCCUCCGGCUGAGCCGAUCCCUGCUAUGCUUGUUGGUAAUGGAGGGGACUGGAUGUCGUUAUCUCCAUUCUCCUUUCAAUUCUGGGAGAAGCUGUUGUUGGAGCCAUUCUCUACUAAAAGAGACAUUGCGUACGUCGUUGUUGCACCAGAAAAUGACCCUGUACUUACCAGUACUAAACUGUUCUUUAAAGAACUCAGCUCCUUGUAUGAGACUUGCCGACUGGGCCAACAUGUUCCCAUCGCCAAACUGCGAGACGGUAUCUUACGAGUGGGACAGAAGUCACUUAAAUUGUCAAAAGAAAAUGUUGAUGACUGGUUUUCCCAGCAAAGUACCACAAGUGAAGGAGCCAGGCUAAAGCUGUAUGCACUAGUUUGCAAGCAUCAUCUUGCUCCCUUACUAUCAACUCUUAAAGUAGACCGGCAGUUACUUGAACGAGACAAAUCAGACGAAAAAGUGAACCCUAAAACGGACAAUGGUUUUCCAUACUCAGGCACCGAUGGCUCCAGAGCGGGAACUAUUGGGACCCCUACAUCAGACAGUGCUUCCACACCCACCGGUGAUGACGAAGAAACCAUAAGUGACGAACCUCCUACGAUAGUGGUGUACCUCGUGGAUCCUUUCACGGGUAGUAAUGGCUCGGCCAGUAGUAUCUCGUAUAUAGGACUUCUACGGUGUUUUGCCGAGAUGACACAGGGAUUGACUGAUAAUGUAAAGAGUAAUGUUGUCCUGCAGGUCGUUCCUUUAAGCCAAAUCCUUCAAGUUGACAACCUGACCAAAUGCAGAGAGUCGUCCAUGUCGUUUAUCAUGCAGCUCAAGUGUCUUGCCUUCUCAGUGUUCUCACGGUGCAGGAAGACUAUCCAGUUAAACAUGAAUGCCAAGUCGUUAACAGGUUUUGGACCUGCUGCUGGCCAGGAAGCAAGCGUCAAGAAUAAGGAAGUUGAUACUAUUUGCUUGAAGCUCUACUCCUGUCCCUUCGUCCUUGAUACUCCAAUCACACCAGUCAUCGAAACAAAUGAAAAUGGCAUCGACAAAGUGAUCCCCGCCAGUCGUUCCACCUUGGUCUUACACUGUGGGUACUGUUUAUCACGUGACCAGCGGUGGCUGCUGACCGUAUGUACUGAUGGCACAGGAGAGGUGAUUGAGACUAAUGCCAUAAGUGUUGGACCGCCUCUUCGAACAGAUGGUCGUCCAAGGAAGACGCCAACCCGUACAAAGGCCUUGAGGAAGAUUUGGGAGUUCUGUGUUGGGGUGAUAUCGUCUAGUUUGUCGUCAUGGAGACUCGUGAUUUGUAAGAUGGGUCGAAUGGGUCAAGGAGAGAUUCGAGACUGGAAGGAGAUCCUGAGCAAGACGUCAUACGAAACACGCGAACCUUUUGGCCGAGAAGCAUGCAAUGCUUGCUUCUCCCUGCGAAGUGAUUUGCGUCCUACCAUCAUUGGUGCAAGUCUGAUUGCCUUAGAACCUGAACCCGCAUUGAGGAUGUACAUGGCGAAAGGUCUUACAAAAGCAAGCACUAGUUUGGAUGUCAAUCACCAGACCCCCGUGACCAGUAUUACGAAACCUGACGUGUCCAGAACCUAUAUAACAGUAUUUACCUCUAUAUACCACUACAAGGGAACCAGUAAACCAAUGGAUAAUAAAACUGUCAUGACCCCAGAAACUACCACUGAAACUGUCAUCACCGAUACCGAUAUACUAUUGGCUGGAGCAGACGACGAUGAAAGUGACGCAGACCCUCUACGACAUCUUUUCCCAUUGUUGAAUACUUCUCCUACUCCUCUUUCCCCCACUGCUGUUCUCCUCGGCUCACCCUUGACAUCACCUCUCGAUGAAAACCAUCUUCAUUCAUCUUCUCCCCACACACGAGUGUCCAACCUUACCUCAUCGCCCGCAGUGUCAGCGCAUUCACCAUUCCAGCCGAUAGGAAGAGCGUCCCCUUUCCAGCCUGUAGCAGCGGCAUCGCCAUCUAAGAGUGUUACCUCUCAGCCGGGUCAGGGCAAGGUUGAUGAUGACUGCCCUAUCUUACAACCCUUGGCGCAGGGCUACGUUAUAUCGACAGUACACACUGGGAAACUGCCCAGUUCCUUUUGGGCAAACUAUCCACAGGCUGAAAAACUACACCCUGUGAUAUUAAGGGCGUCCAUGUUUAUCCAUAACCCAGAGAUCAUCGAAUUGACCAAUGGCUUUACAGUUUCAACACACCCCUUGAAUUCACAUGCCAAUUGUGAUGUUCUGAAGUACAUAUUGCAGCAGUUCGACGCUCUGUCAUGGUUAAAUAUCGACCCAGUAUCACGUGAUCGUCGCUCCUGUCUCCCUGUUCAUCUGUGUAUGUUGUCACAGCUCCAUGACGCGUUUAUUCAUCUUCUGGAAAAAUCUGAAUGUUAAGUGUUUUUUUCCUAGUACCAGACAAAAUUGUAUGCUAGUCACACCUUCGAUAGAUAGACAAUAUAUAUUUCAAAUGGUUAUUUUUGCUUAGGGCCCUAACAAGUGGCCCAACAUUUGACCCAACAUUUGUCGGCAGAUGGUUGGCACUUAUUGUCGUGAAAAUCGGCAUAACUAGACAAGCCCAGACUAUGGCAAACGGUCUCAAAUAUUGGUUCAAAUGUUGGGCCCUUGAAAGUUUUCUAUGCAACAAUGUUUGCCUAAUGAAUGAAUAAGAUUUUAUUCUUUUUUUUUUUGUUUUUGUUUUUUGUUUUUUUAUAUAAACGAAUUACGAGCAGGUCAAGAAAAUACUUUCAUCUGUCUGCACCGUUUCUCUCUUUUCAUUUUGAGCCGUUUUUAUUGUUGUGGCCUUUUUAAUUUCCGUGCCUGUCUACAUUAUUUAUAUCUGAUCAACCGGAAUUUAAGAUGAAAAACGCGAGCGUUAUGGAAGAAUAUCUUUUAUCUCGACAACCUGAUGCUUCAGCACUUGGCUGCUGAAAAAGGAUCAUCAUUUUUAUACCAAACUCUUUAGAUAAAAUGUCGUUAUGUGCAUAAUUAAGAAACUUCGAGUCAAUUCUAAUUUAAUGGCAAAAGCUGCUAGUAGGUCAGCGGUAAUAUAAAUGGAUUAAGUUCUAUACACAUGUACAUAUAUAAAUAUAUAUUAUUAUAAUUAAUAACAGAUAUAAAUUAUACUUUACACCGUUUUAUCGUGUAGGUUGACUACAUGCGUAGUAAAGUCUAGUGGUGGUUCAGGAUCGUGACGAAAUCACGUUAAUAAUUCGUAGUUUGUUCAUGUACUGAGAGUAGUCCCAUUUACCUUUUGUCUGUCUGUCUGUCGGUCGGUCCYUGUCUGUCUGUCUGUGUUUUAACUUUUAUGACAUUAUCAUGGACUUGUGUAUUUUUACUUCGCUUAUUUACUAACCAACCCAAGUCUCCUGGUUAAAACAACCGUCAUGAUAAAUUAUUGAAGUCGUAACUUUCUUUUUCAACAUUUCAUUCUGUAUUGUACACUUCCAUCCAUUUUCCUGAAACAUUUUAAGAGCUUAAAUUUCACCAACAUUUCUCAUAGAUUUUCUGGAAUGCAUUUUUACAUGUUUUUAGUCUUGCAUUUUAAAUCUUCGUACUAUUUAUUUUGAAGCUCAUUCACCUAAUAAUAAUUGAGGGUUAUCGAAAAUCAUUUAUUUUUGCAAACAGUGUGAAAUUUAACCUUAUAUUUUUAGAGCUGUGUCUUUCAUUCUAGCAUUAGUUCUUAGAGUACAGAACUCUUAAUGGUAAACCAAUUUGUUAAAAAGCUAAAUGUCUGGUAAUAUUGAAGUCCAUUUUCAAUCAACAUCUAUUGUAUGCCAUUGGACAUUUUAAUCCCCCCCUCCCCACUCAAAAAGAGGCAAAUUCCAACUUACAAGAUGUCAUUUUUCUAGCAACUUUUAUCAGAAUUUUGAUAAAUUUUUCAUAACCUUUAAAAUUUCAUCUCAUUCGAAUUGUAACAAGUUUAACUUUGCAAAGAAAAAUGGCUGCAAAACAUGCUGGAUGAAAAUGGAUGUCAAUAUUGUUGCAGUUUUCACAGCCCGACAAGCUCGUUAAGCAACAUGUUUUAUAAUGUGCGACAUUGGGUAAAUGCAAGUUUUGUCUAACAGAUGGGAUAGCUUAUUGAAUUCUCUUGGUCUCAUUUCAAGCGUCGAAUCUCACAUGAGCCGAACCUAAUGACAUCAAAGAACAUCACCUUGUUAUCCAUAGUUUCAAUUAGGUUCGGCUCAUGUGAAGCUCUACGUUUGAUCUGAGUCUGACUUAAGGUACCAAAUAUAUCAACCAAACCAUUGUGUAAUAGAUGUGAUCACGAAUAGAAUCAAUAAUUUACAAUUAUCACCUAGUCGAAGUAUAUUAUAGUAAUAUCCAAAUAGGUCGCUUGGAAGUAUUUAUGGCCAAGGCGUUAAAUGUAGAAUUAAGAUCUAAAUUUGUAGAUAUGAUACUGAAAUAGUGUAGAUAAAUAAUUAUCCAACAAAAGUAUUUGUUACAAUCAGAAUUUAAAGUAUAGAUUUUCGUGUCCAUUUUAUCCUCAUUGUUCUUGACAAUGUCUCGAGAGAUUUCCAGGCAUCUAUUACUGGACAUCUAUUUGUACAACAUUUCUAACUUUCCACGUCCUACCACAAAGUAUCGCUAGCUAGCUAGUUGAGCAGUUCUAAGCUAGAUAGAUAUAUAUAUGAUAGUAGUAUUUUUAUGUUGACUGUUUGGUAAUAAUAUUGCAUACAUUAGACAUUUUUAUCUUAGCAAAAUGACAUGACCAUAUUAUAUUGGAAAAGAAACUUACAAAUAAAUGUUAUUUACUUAUGAAGCGAA